Messenger RNA from Paraphaeosphaeria sporulosa, 2418 nucleotides. RefSeq lists its product as uncharacterized. Gene Ontology annotation, molecular function: methylcrotonoyl-CoA carboxylase activity; ATP binding; metal ion binding. The transcript has 4 exons. Bases 242 to 2359 code for a protein of 705 amino acids. Gene Ontology annotation, cellular component: mitochondrion. The record is from RefSeq and is a predicted model, not a curated record. NCBI's taxonomy places the organism in Eukaryota, Fungi, Ascomycota, Dothideomycetes, Pleosporales, Didymosphaeriaceae.
AAUGACCGCUGGAGCUGAGUAUUUUGGGCGCCGCGACGCGUUUCCCCGCGUUUGCCCUCUCCGCAGCCCGGCGGCCAUCAACUCGACGCUACGUAUGCCAAGCGGUCGUGGUCGCGGUUGGAUGCGGCUUUGGGUAAGCCGAGGCACCUUCCCUUUGUACUCCGCACACUCCAGCGGGCAGGCAAACUUCCAUGUAGUCUGAAUUUACUCCUCUGCCACUGCUCUACGAUUCUAUGUGACCAUGCGCGCUGUUAGAAAGUCCACUCGCCUCUCUCGCCAGCUCCUGGCCGCCAACGCGGUCCGCCACAGCUCCACCAAUGCCGUCUCCAUCAAGCCGCUUACAUCGGUGCUCAUAGCCAACCGUGGAGAAAUUGCCCUACGAGUCGGACGGACCGCCUCGGAAUAUGGCAUCAAGACCACGACCCUCUAUACCGACCCGGAUGCCAAAUCCCAGCAUGCCCUGAGCUCGCCCUAUGCUGUCAACUUGGGGGACGCCUCGGCCUACCUCGACGGCGAUCGCAUCAUCCAAAUCGCACAAGAGCAAGGCUGCCAGGGCAUACACCCAGGCUACGGCUUUCUGAGUGAGAAUCCAACGUUUGCGCGGAAAUGCACAGAGGCAGGAAUCACAUUCAUUGGCCCGCCGUGGCAGGCCAUUGAAGCCAUGGGAAGCAAGAGUGAGUCGAAAAACAUCAUGAUAGCCGCGGGCGUGCCAUGCAUACCUGGCUACCACGGAUCAAAUCAAGACCCAGAAUACCUCAAGAAGGAGGCCGCCAACAUCGGAUACCCUGUGCUGCUCAAAGCCGUAAAGGGUGGAGGUGGCAAGGGCAUGAGGAUCGUAAACAAGCCCGAAGACUUCUUUGCCCAGCUUGAUUCAGCAAAGUCCGAGGCCAGAAACUCUUUUGGCGACGAGGUCAUGCUGGUGGAAAAGUACAUCACGACGCCUAGGCACAUUGAAGUCCAGGUCUUUGCGGAUAAACACGGCAACUGCGUCGCGCUCGGCGAGCGUGAUUGCAGUAUCCAGAGGAGACACCAGAAGAUCCUGGAAGAGUCGCCUGCACCACAUCUGAAGGAAGACAUCCGACAAGAUAUCUGGGAGAAAGCAAGAGCUGCUGCUUUGGCAGUCAAGUACGAAGGAGCUGGCACUGUCGAGUUCAUUUUCGACAACGACACUGGCGAGUUUUUCUUCAUGGAGAUGAACACGAGACUGCAAGUCGAGCAUCCCGUCACCGAGAUGGUUACAGGAGAGGACCUCGUGCGGUGGCAGCUUAUUGUUGCAGAGGGUGGCAAGUUGCCGCUGACACAGCAAGAAGUCGAGCAGAGGAUAAAAGAACGAGGGGCAGCCAUCGAAGCACGGAUAUACGCAGAGAACCCCGACAUGAACUUCAUUCCAGACUCAGGCUUGUUGCUUCACCUCAAGACACCAAAGCCAACACCUACCGUCCGGAUAGAUGCAGGCUUCGUCGCUGGCGAUGAAGUCUCCUCGCACUACGAUCCUAUGAUUGCAAAGCUCAUCGUGCAGGGCCCCACAAGAGAAGCCGCGAUUGCGAAGCUGCGCGCCGCACUAGAGGAGUACGAAGUCGCAGGUCCCAUCACGAACAUUGAGUUCCUUAAGAAGAUGUGUGUCAGCCCAGACUUCGUCGCUGGCGACGUAGAAACAGGCUACAUCCAGAAACACCAGGACGAGCUCUUCACCCCGGAGCCCCCCGCACCAGAAGUCUACGCACAAGCCGCGCUCGGCCUCGCUCUCCAGGAGAUAUCACGGGCUCAUGCAGAUCUCUUCGCCGGUCCUUCCGUCACAUCCAUCGGAUACGGCAACCACUUCCAGCGGCGGCAGGUCGACCUCGUCGAGACGCCCGCCAACGGAAAAGGCGACUCCACCUCCACACCAAUAACGCUCGUCCAGACUGCCCCCACGAAGUUCGACAUCACCGUCGGUUCCCACUCCUACAGCAACGUCGUCUCCACCUUCGCCCCCUCCACCAACAUUCUUACCACAUUCUUCCCGCACACGCGCCUGUCAACGACUUUCAUCCGCGACGGCGACCGCCUCACGCUCUUCCAGCAGGGCAAGCAAUACCGCCUGCAGCUCGCGCUGCCGAAGUGGGCGAGCAAAGCACUCGGCGUGAAGGAUCUCACCAACAGCGUGCUGGCGCCGAUGCCGUGCAAGGUGCUGCGGGUGGACGUGAAGGAGGGCGAGACUGUGAAGCGGGACCAGCCGCUCGUCGUGAUCGAGAGCAUGAAGAUGGAGACUGUGAUCAGAGCGCCGCAUGACGGGGUUAUCGCGCGAGUUGUGCAUGGCGCGGGGGAUCUGUGCAAGGCAGGGACGGCAUUGGUGGAGUUUGCGGAGGAGGAGAAGUAGACGGGAACAAAAGCGAGAGGUAGUGACAGCCAUGCAGUUCGAUAUCCUUAUCUCACACA